Molecule: messenger RNA, 3360 nt
Organism: Melanotaenia boesemani (Boeseman's rainbowfish)
Lineage: Eukaryota; Metazoa; Chordata; Actinopteri; Atheriniformes; Melanotaeniidae
Product: transmembrane protein FAM155A-like
Exons: 3
Coding region: 544-1701 (385 amino acids)
Biological process (GO): calcium ion import across plasma membrane
Cellular component (GO): plasma membrane
Molecular function (GO): stretch-activated, monoatomic cation-selective, calcium channel activity
Source: RefSeq, a predicted model, not a curated record
UUGCGUCGUUGUCGCCUUCACGCAGGUUCCUGCAAACUCACACCGUUUCUCGGCGAACAUGGCGGCAACUUGACCACGGUAGCGAGAUGAAGACGGCGAGGGCUUGAAAAAGAAAAGAGGUCUGUUACAGGCUGCAGGCCCAUCCGCCGACACAAAGGCAGACUCCUUCGCCAUGGUGGAAGACGACGGCGCCCUUGUCCCUGCACGACCGAGGCCGGGGAAAACGUAAGCGCGUCGGUGAGUGUUUCUAAAAACGGAGUCGAAGCUACGCACAGUAGCGGAGCGGCGCGGCGCGGAGCUCUGGGCGGACGGGGAGGACAGCGGCUUCACCGGUCAGCCAUGGAGAAUGCGGCCCGUGGUCGCCAGCGUCUGAUUUCCCAUCCAGCCCACGCUCAUUUUGAUGGGAAUUACCGCUAAUAGCAGAUUGAAGCCGGGACAACCCACUACCCGACACUUUAGGGGAGGAAAUCGCGAAGCGCUCCCGACGUCAAUGACUGUUGCGGCAGAGGAGCCCCCACGGUGGAGUCGGCCGGUUCCCAAAAUAUGACCAGGGGUGCUGGGACGUGUUGGCAGCAAGAAGAUGACGACGGCUUCCAAAUUUGGCUAGAGCCCUCUCGUGACAACCAAAAGCCAUUCACCGACUCAGAGAGGGCGCAGAGAUGGCGACUGUCCUUGGCAUCCCUCCUGUUCUUAACCAUCCUCCUCUCUGAUCACCUGUGGUUCUGCGCCGAGGCCAAACUGGCCCGGACCCGGGACAAGUUCGCAUCCACCCACCUCCUCUCACCCCAGACCCACUCAGCACACAGCAGCCUCAGAGGAAAACCACAUGCUAUUUUUAUAGGAAACUCUACCAAACAUUUGUGGCGGCUGGAAACUUGCCACCAGGAUAGUUUAUCGACCGACUGCUUUACUUUCGCAAACGCAGAUGAUUUGUGCACGGGCCUUUCCGACCAAGAGGGGACGCGGGCUGUAAAUAUGAGCGAUUUGUACCUUUCCUUUUGUAACUCCUACUCUCUGCUGGAUUUGUUUAACGGCUCGACAAGUCCGGACAAUUUGAACUGCAGCCUCGACGUGCUCGCGGAUGGCGACGCGACCAGAUGCAGCGAGUGCGUCCAGGCGUACCAGCGCUACGACCAGCACGCCCAGGAGAAAUACGAAGACUUUGAGCUCCUGACUCUGAAAUAUGAGCCGGGGGCAUAUUCAGUGAGGACGUGCAUGGAGCAGUGCAAGGUGGCCUACAAGCCCUGGUUAUGUGCUCAGUAUUUCCCCACCACCCAGAGGUCCUGUCAGAAGACUGUACCGUGCCACCAGUACUGCCUGGAGGUCCAGCAGAGCUGUCCGUUCAUCCUGCCUGACAACGACGACCUGAUUCAUGGCGGAAGCCCCAGCUUCAUCUGCACAGGGCUUUUGGGAGAUCAUCCUUCAGACAUUGAGGCAGAGUGCUGCGACGUCCGAUGGGACUCCAAAAUGGACAGCCCUUCAGGGGGCACACUAAAAAGAACUGCUACUUCCUGUCAGCCCGAAGGCGCCUCAGUCACUUCCGCCGCCACCCCGAGACUGUGCAGCGGGCGACUGAAGAUCUGCCUGCUGGCGCUAGUCCUCCUACACACUGUCAUCAUCAUAUCAGCCUCCCAUAAUUCUACGUUGGUGGGCAUGGCUGCCAUUUUCUCGCCAGAGGAGGGUGCUUCAAAUGAGGAGUGAACCUUGGAUGUGGAAAAAGAGUGAUGUCACCAGAGCAGGAUUAUUGCUUUAACAGUGUCAUGGUUGCCAGGGACACAUCUGGCAAGACGCGAUAGAGAUGUCGCUACAAUCUGCUGCCAAUAAACCAUCAACCACAGGAAGUGGGAGGAUUUAACUGGAGCUAAGAGUACUGGCAUUGGCCAUCAACCCCACCAAGAUGUUUGAGGACCAUCCCCAUAAACAACUGACCUUUUGCCACUUGAAACCUGCUCAUUGUUUCUAUCCCAUCCAAAUGUUUUCUAGCAUAUUGUCCCUCUUCUCCUUCCCGUCCUACCCCCUUCCUCAACUUUAAGUGUGUGUAUGGGUGGCAUGUCAAAGGAAAAAUGGACAUGAAGUUUGAGCUCUAACUCAUCGUUUCUUUUAGAUUUUUGCUGCACUUUUUCAGGUGCCAGAAUGUUUUGACAUAUCAGCUGUGUUCCACUUCCUGUUCCUUAUCACCUUAGAGGCAUCUCCUUUAGUAUCUUGUAUGUGAUGCUGCUCAAGGGCCUGCAGGUAUCAGCUUAUCCAUCUCUUAGGUGUGGGUCUUGCUUCACUAAAAACAAAAUGUAUGUGGUUCUUCUGUAUUUUGACAUCCAGCUUUUUUUUUUUUUUUUGUUUGUUUGUUUGUUUUGUUUUUUUUUCUUAUUUCUUACUGGACCUUUUCUCAACCCCUUACAGACAGUACAUGCCUAAGCAUUUUAGGACCUCAAGUGCUCUGAGACUGGCUCACUUUCUCCACUGACUUGCAGACGUGAAGUGGAAAAGGUAGCGGCAGUUCAGUUCGUGAUUCUUAGGGUGUCGCAGGAGUCGAUGCUGAGCUUAAGCACAGCGCAGCGUUUCUCCACAGAAGUGGUGUUUUCUGUUCCUUUUAAGACAUCAGUUUACCUCAAAUGGUGGUCUUGCGAACAGGCAGCCCAGUGGCUCAUCAUAACAGGGUGCUGCAGAUAAUUAAAGCUGUUGUACAUGAGACUGCAGGGACAACCCAGGGACACUAGAGUUGCAUGAAGCCAAAACACCAGGGGGCCUCAUUUAUCAACCAAUCAUUAGCUGGUUUCCUCAAGCAGAAUUCAUGCUUAGAAGCUUUGUCUGCUUUUGAGACCAAAACCUAGGCAUGCUUAACUAAAGACAUAAACUAACCCUACAGCAAAGUGUUUUAUUUCUUUUUAAUGUGGCCUAACGUCUAUUUUCUCAUUAUGAGAACAUGUUAUUGAAUUCUCAGAAAAUGUCAAAUUAAAGCAGCUUCAAGUUGUGAAGGAAAAAAGAUUCAAUGAUGGGAAAUAUAACCUAAAAUAUUCCUGCUCAACCUCAUCUCUGAACUUGCUCAUGCCAUAAAAAGCAAAGGAAAAAUCGACAGGUGGAAAAACCAUCUGUAGGUGGUCAGCUGACCUCAUAUUAUCUGUUUUCAGGGUGUAGUUGGACGUAGCAAAUGGAGCAGUACCAUUGAAAACCACAGGGGCAGUGUUGCGCAGCAUAGCUACCAUGCAACCAGCAAAAGUAUGAAAGAAGAAGUCACAAUGCUUCUUAUUUUUUUGGACUAUUUUAUUUACAAUUUUAUGAAUCUGCAUAUUCAGAAACAUGCCAACAUGACAACCUAUAUGAUUUAAAUAUGUUGCCAAAUUUCCCAAAAUUUCAACCAUUCAU